This is a messenger RNA of Hypanus sabinus (Atlantic stingray), 1382 nucleotides long. It is a transcript of the gene taf13, whose product is annotated as TATA-box binding protein associated factor 13. Gene Ontology annotation, molecular function: protein heterodimerization activity. The record is from RefSeq and is a predicted model, not a curated record. The coding region runs from base 101 to 502 and encodes 133 amino acids. The transcript has 4 exons. Gene Ontology annotation, biological process: transcription by RNA polymerase II. Gene Ontology annotation, cellular component: transcription factor TFIID complex. Lineage: Eukaryota; Metazoa; Chordata; Chondrichthyes; Myliobatiformes; Dasyatidae.
CAGCGGGCUGGGCCCCCUCUCACGUGACCCGGCUCCGCGGCCGCCCGGAAGACCGGACCGCGCGCUCGAGCUGACAAGGGCGGCCGUGACGUCAUUCUGGAUGGACAGAGACCCGUCACCGAGGAAAAUGGCUGAUGAGGACGAUGAGCCGGCGUUUGACGAAGAUGUGGAAGAGAGUGGAAGUGGUGCUGAAGGUGGACAAGGCAGAAGAAAAAGAUUAUUUUCAAAGGAAUUGAGAUGCAUGAUGUAUGGCUUUGGAGAUGACCAGAAUCCUUAUACUGAAUCAGUGGACAUCCUGGAAGAUCUUGUCAUAGAAUUUAUCACUGAAAUGACACACAAGGCCAUGUCAAUAGGACGUCAGGGGCGAGUCCAAGUAGAAGAUAUUGUCUUUCUCAUUCGUAAAGAUCCCAGGAAGUUUGCAAGAGUCAAAGACUUGCUGACAAUGAAUGAAGAAUUGAAACGUGCUAGGAAAGCUUUUGAUGAAGCUAAUUAUGGCUCUUAGUUUCAGAAGGUUACAUGUCAUGGAGUAAAUGGUAACUUAGAAAUACUUGCCUUUAAAACAUUUACUUAAAGCACGAAGUUCCACUCUAGGUCCCAUUGCAAGUAGCAUAUGGUGGGAUAAGAUGUAAUGAUAAUUUGUUCAGAUGGAGCAGUAAAGUUCAUUUUGGCUGUGUCCAGCAGGGAGAGAUGCAGAUUUGUUUCCUUUUGUCAUCACAAUGUAAACAUAGUUAUUGGCUGAGGAGCUGAAUGGAGCAAUCCUUGCAGCCUGUCUUUAAAAGAUUUGUGUAUAUAUCAGGAAAAAUAUAUAGCACAGUAACUGUAAAUUGUCCUGUUUGCUGUAGUAACUUACUGAAAUUUGAUGCUAAUAAAAAACAGAUAGUGAAGUGGAAUUGGAGGGCAGGAAGUAACUGAAUCAGUAAUAUACUCUACCCAUUUUAAAGUCAUAAAUAAUAUCCAUAGUAACUUAUAAUAGGAAUAUAUUAUGUAUCUAUUUUGUAAAAGAAAGUGAAAACAAUACUUACCUUGCAGUCAUUACGCCCUCCUGUGAUUUCAGGGAUAAGGUUGCAAAGGUAGUUUAACUAUUUUAUGUAUAACAUUUCCAUUAUGUUGAUAUUUCAAUGCAUAAUGUUGACAGAAAGUAUGCAUCAGCAGUAUUUGUAUAAAAGCAUAAAUUAAAAUAUCACAAGGCACUUUAUUGGAGCAUUACAUCAAAUUAUGAGAACUGCCUUGAUUAUAUUUUAGCAGCUACAUAAUUUGGCUUUAGGUAUUGGAAUGAAAAUACUUUGUUCAAAUUUGAGAGCCUCUCUAAAUCAUUCAUAUAGUUAUUACUGUAUGUAUUUCCAUGAAUAAUAUUGAAAUAAAAACAAACAAAAUACUGUGCA